Aspergillus aculeatus ATCC 16872 is the source of this 1446-nucleotide messenger RNA. Its product is annotated as putative amidase. The record is from RefSeq and is a predicted model, not a curated record. The annotation marks the transcript as partial. The transcript is spliced from 4 exons. Lineage: Eukaryota; Fungi; Ascomycota; Eurotiomycetes; Eurotiales; Aspergillaceae.
CAGGCGUACACGCUCCGAAUCCAUGAGGUCAACCCGAAGACGAAUGCCGUUUUGGAGGUGAAUGAUGAGGCACUCAGUAUUGCAGCGGCUCUUGACAGUGAAAGAAGCAGAGGGCAGAUUCGUGGGCCUCUGCAUGGGCUGCCGGUCUUUAUUAAGGAUCUGAUCGGAACGGGGGAUCAACUCAAUAAUACAGGCGGAUCUUAUGCUCUCCUCGGAUCCAAGCUUCCUGCUGAAGCCACAGUGGUGAGUAAGCUCAGAGAACAGGGGCUCAUCAUCCUAGGCAAGAGCAGCGUGUCGGAAUGGGCCAAUUUUCGCUCGUUCAAUUCGUCCAACGGGUGGAAUGCCAGGCGAGGUCAGACGUAUGCGGCCUACUAUCCUGGGCAGGACCCGAGCGGAAGUUCGAGUGGGAGCGCUGUUGCGACUGACCUGGGGCUGGCCACUUUCGCUCUGGGUACAGAGACUAGUGGCAGCAUUCUGCUUCCCGCCGAGAAGAGCAAUAUCGUCGGUAUCAAGCCCACCGUCGGUCUCACAUCGCGAUACAUGGUCAUCCCCAUCAGUGAGCGCCAGGAUACCGUUGGACCCCUGGCCAAGACAGUCAAAGAUGCUGCCAUGCUGUUGCAAGCUAUUGCCGGUGCAGAUUCCAUGGAUAACUAUACGCUGGCCUCGCCCUUUGGCGACUACCUGCCCAAUUAUGUGGAUGCCUGCAAAUUUUCCGGGCUGCAGGGAAAGCGCAUCGGUGUUCCACGGAACGUCAUCUCUUAUUUUGAGCAAUCCGAUGCCUCCAUGAUCCCGGUCUUUGAAGAGGCAGUCUCCGUCAUUGCGGGUGCUGGUGCGGCUGUCAUCGAUGAGACAAAUUACACAGCGUACAGCGACUUCUCCACCAGCUCUAUCCCAGCAUUGGUAGUAGCCGCUGAUUUCACUUCCAAUAUUGCCACCUACCUGUCAAGCCUGACCGGCAACCCUAACCAGCUCCGCACCGUUGCAGAUAUCCGCCAUUAUACUCAGCAGAGUCCACCAGAGGAAUAUCCAUCUCGUGACACGGGGAUCUGGGAUCAAGUAAUUGCGGCGGGCAUGAACAACACCUCUCCCGGAUUCUGGUCAUUGUAUCAAGAUAACUUGCAAUUUGGCGAUGAAGGGGGAUUGUUGGGAGCACUGAGACGGCAUGAGCUCGAUGCUGUCAUCUUGCCCACUCACCUGGCCUCUGAUAUCCCUGCCAUAAUUGGGACGCCAGUGAUCACCGUGCCGAUGGGGGCAUUUCCGAACGGAACACCGGUCCGAGCAAAUGCGCGUGGAGAUCUGAUCGAGCAGGCGCCUGGGAUCCCUCUUGGCGUCAGUUUUCUGGGACCCAAGUGGAGCGAGGAGGCGUUGAUAGGUAUGGCUUAUGCAUUUGAGCAGCGGACGCUGGUUCGCGAUCGACUUGAACGGUACAUUGAACCGCUCUUUUGA